Molecule: messenger RNA, 3627 nt
Organism: Ruditapes philippinarum (Manila clam)
Lineage: Eukaryota; Metazoa; Mollusca; Bivalvia; Venerida; Veneridae
Source: RefSeq, a predicted model, not a curated record
GUGAUUUUGGAAUCUCUAAGGUACUUGAGAACACUGUGGAUGUUGCACAGACUAUUGUUGGAACACCAAGUUACCUUAGUCCAGAGUUGUGCCAGGAUAUACCAUAUUCCUCGAAAUCAGAUGUGUGGGCUGUUGGAUGUUUGCUGUAUGAAUUAUGCGCUUUAAAGUCACCAUUUGAUGCCCAGAAUCUAAUCAGUCUUUUCUUUAAAAUUAUCAAAUGUGAAUUUGAGCCAAUACCGAGUAUAUAUAGUAAAGAAUUACAGGAGAUAGUCAACAUGAUUCUUGUAAAAUCCCCUGAUGACAGACCUAGUGCCAGUGCUUUGCUGAAUACACAGUUAGUGAAAAAACAUUUAGCUAUGUUUAUAGAACAGAAAGAGAAUCUACUGCAACAAAAAUCUUCCAAAGAUGACUCUCUAUCUACCCCACAACACACACCUACAACUGUUCCUAAACUAAAGCAACAGAAAAGCAACAUGGAAAAACCAAGUUCAAGUUUAAAGAGAAAUAAACUAAAGAUAUCAACACCGAUGUUACAGAAGUCAGAUUAUUUACAAAAUGCAGAGUUGACAAGCAGGGAGAGGUCACCUCAUGGUCAAGAUAGUGGAUUAGGUGUCAGUGCUGAAACAGAUAUAAUUAGAGAAAACAGAUUAGACAUUCCUAAACCAGAUACAGAUGCUGCCUCGGACUAUUCAGACGACUUUGAUGAUGCUGAUGAAGCAGAUUCUGAUAUUGAAGAAGACAUAAAAGAAGAGAUAGAAUGUGUAGAGAGUGAUGACUCUGAAGAUGAAAUAGAAGAUAUCACAGAAAAUAAUGAUGAGGCAGAGUAUGCUGAUGAUUUUGAAGAAUAUGACUCCAGUGAGGAUUUAGAUGCCAUGGUACAUCUAGCAAAGGAGGCCCAGGAUAUUGAGGCGGUAGACGACUGGUUUGCAGAUAGUAUUUCUGACCUACACAGACAACAAACUGCCAUGCUCAGACAACAAUGUAAGGAAGCAUUGGGAGGAAGAGGGUUGAAGGAAGUGGAGCGUCUAGUCAGUGAUGGUACACUUACAGAAGAGGAUCUUAGCCCACAAUUUGCAUUGAGAAGGUCCAUUGGUGAAGAUAGUGCUGAAAUCUGUCAUUUAAACAUAGAUGACCUUGAACUUGGUUGAGCAUUGCAUCAGUUUCUAAAUAUAGAAUAUUUCCCCAGAAUGCAAAGGGAAGGUGAUGUGCAAUAUCCGUCCAGCAUGUUUACUUGUGAUAAUCAAAGUUAACAAUCAGCGAGACAUUGUUGAGAUAUAAGAUUUCUGUGUGCUGUGGUUUUGCUAGAGCUAAAAGGGACUCCACUGAGGUUUUUUUGACUUGAUGGGACUGGAAAUAUUUUUCCAAUAUUUUUGUACCAUUUGAUUAAUGACUUAUAUACAAAUGUUCAGAUCAUUCCCUCUCCCAGUUACUUUUUCAGAAUCAUCAAAAAUAAUAAAAUACUAUGCAAAAAACAAAUGAAAAGCUUAUAAACUGCUAUAGUUUUCACUCAAAUCAAGCCAAGAAUCGCACAAAAAUUAAUUUUCAAUGUUUAAUUCUGAGCAUAUUUAUUUAUCAUCCUUUGCAGAAUUUUCCAUUAGUUUUAAGUCAUAUAUUUGAUUUAUGUAAGAAUGUUCAAUUUUAUGUUUUAUGCUUUUUUACCUCGGUCGAGUUCCUUUAAAGUUGUAGAAUUUUAAGAUGUUCAUGUACAGUUCUUUUUUAAGUUUUUAUAUGAAGAAUAAUUUAUUGAUAAUAACACGUUUGUUAAUUUUCCUUUGGUUAGAAUAGUGAGACAUCAAGUGUAACUCUUUCAUAUACAUGUAGUUUAAACUAAAUCAAAUUUUCAGCCUCAGACAAACUCAUUUUAGAUAGUUUGUACAUGUUUAGCUUGAUUUAUUUCUAUGGUCUCUAGCAUAACAAUCAAACGGAAAUUAAUGGAAUUUUGUAUUAUGAAAUGAUUAAUAAGUAUUAUUGAUAUCUUUAACCUUUGCCAUAACAUAUCACAUAUAAACCUUAGCAAAAACCUUUAUCCAAACUUGGAUAAAACACAUGUCUUGAAAUACAACCUUGACCCAGAGAUGACUAUGACCUUCAAAGUCAAAUAAAUUUCACAAUAAUUUUGUGACAGAUUUGGGAAGCGGACAUUUGUGUUAAAUAAUAAACACAUUUUGUUCUUGCCCGUUUUUAUUUUUAAAAGAAUACUCAUAUUUUGUGAUUUAUUUUAUGGCUCACUAGAUUACAAUCGUUACCAUAAUUUGAAUACAUUUGUUGUUAAAUUUGUUUAUAUUCCUGCCAAAUGUUUACAAUGGAAAUGAUGUAAAAUUUUUAAUGAUAUAGUAAUGUAUUUUUGUAAUUGAUUGGUGCAUUAUACUUUGUUUUAUCACACACCUAUGCCGCUUUUGACUCUGUUAUAACGGUAUUGCACAGCUGUGCAUAUAUUUUGACGGACCAUCAUUUGUGUUAUACAAACUUAGCAUAAAAACAUGCUAAAUGUUGGUGUUACAGUAUAUGCACAUCAAUGUAAAAGUGAUUCUUUUCACUGUAAACAGUUCUGAUUUUGGGUAUGUGAUAAAUAGAAUAUUAUUUUUGUGUAGAUUCAAUAUUAAAGUUAUUGAUCUUGUUGAAUAAAACAAUAUUAUGCUCGCUGACUUUAUUAAACUUGCUCUGGCGAGCAUAAUAUUGUUUUAUUCACCUUGUUCAAUAAAUUAAGUAUUGAACCCACACACAUUUGAUAUUCUCUAUGUAAUUACCUUAUAUUAUUGUCUUAAUGUUGUUAAAACCUUGUAACAGUAGUAUUUGUUUUACAUUAAAACAUCCUUCAUCUUUACUUUGAAGACCAGUGUCAAACUGGAUAAUUAUAUAGAUAAAAUUUGAUUACUGCUAGAUUGAAACUUUAGUUCAGGAUCACAAAAAUGUUAACAUGGUUUGUGCAUUCUAACAGUUGCAAACAUCAUAAAUCUAAAUAAUUUUAAAACAUCUUUAUAAUUUUGCAUUUAGUAUACAAAAGAAAGAAUUGUAAAUACACAUACAAGCAAUAUAUUAAAAACUUUUUUAUUGUUUGAAAUUUUUAAAUACAAGCAUUAAGCAAGCGUCAUUAGGGCACUUUUCCUUUAUUGAUUGCUAGCCAUUCAUUGAAGAACCGUCCAUUCUUAUAUCUGCUAAUUACAUGUAUAUUUAUUAUAUUUUAUUUUUGUAAUGCUUCUUGUUUUUGUCUCUUUUAUUUUGAAAAGUACUGUGAUAAUAAUUCAAGUUUAAUCAUUUCUCAUAAAUAAUCAUACAUGUAGUCAUAUAAAUGGAAGAAAUGGAAAUGGUUUAUAAUGAAUUUAGAAGGAAACUGAAGAGAACAGCAUCCUGAGCUAUCUAAAGUGCGCAGAGAUGUUUGUUUCUAAACACAGAAGAUUGGGAAACAAAUUGUUUGCUUUACUCAUUUUCAUAUUAUAGAGAGCGGACUAGUAGAUUAGCAGUGUGGAGGGGUUUCCUUAUUGUUUAUUUAUUUAAUCGAAAACAAGUUUCAUUUUAUACCUUAAUUCCUUUGAUUUGACAAUUUUAUGAAACGAUUUAUUUUUAAAUAAAAAAUAUUUAAGGCUGCUCCAAACUGCAGUUAAUUUUAAAAGUGGCAAUUAUUGCCAG